AUGAAUCACACUGUCAUCGCCCAUCAGGCUCAAGUCUCUGCUUUGGAUUCGCAACACACACUCUUCUCAGAGGUUGAAGUACCCGGAACUCUGCAAGAUUUACUCUCCGUAGAGAGUCAGGGAGAGCCUAGCGAGUUGAUGAAUCUCUUAAGUCUGAUUAGAGUGAUGAAAAGCAUCGCUUCGUACCAGUCGUCUCCAUGGCUCAGUUGGUUAGAGCGUACGACUGUUACACUUGUGGCAUC
This is a messenger RNA of Acaulospora colombiana, 242 nucleotides long. The record is from the annotation of a GenBank genome assembly. NCBI's taxonomy places the organism in Eukaryota, Fungi, Glomeromycota, Glomeromycetes, Diversisporales, Acaulosporaceae.